Molecule: messenger RNA, 906 nt
Organism: Malassezia pachydermatis
Lineage: Eukaryota; Fungi; Basidiomycota; Malasseziomycetes; Malasseziales; Malasseziaceae
Exons: 3
Coding region: 1-906 (301 amino acids)
Source: RefSeq, a predicted model, not a curated record
AUGGAGGCGUCGCGAUGCAUUGCCUGGGGCGUGCUGGACGAUACCCUUUCGCAGGAUCAGGCACGAGAAGCUUGUGAGAAGAUUCUUCAUGAAUUGCUUGAGGAGCCUUUGGCAGACAUACGGCAUGCUUUGACGACCUCGCAACCAGUGCCGUGGAGUAUAUCCAACGCCUACUACGAUGCAGACGUUGAGCACAGGUGGAUAGAUACAGGUACAAACCUAUCAACGGUGCCCGCACAUGUAUUCUUUGUCAACAGGGCAUCGCCUCUCGAUGUGCACCGUGCGUUGGUCCAUCGCCAAGGCCCUGGGCAUGAGAUCCCCAUACCUCUAAUUCUGGGCAUACCCACGGAUACCCAAGCAAGGGUCGAUCCUUUGGAUGUCGAAGAGCUGUACGCCAUGGAAGGAUGGGAAUACAUUGAUUUGGCGACAGAGCCCGCAGUGACAGAGCGUGUUCGAAAUGCCCUCAUGGUCCAUAUGUGGCCGACCCAAAGUCACGGCGCUGUGCCAGAGGAACUAUCGCAGCUAGAUCAGAUGAACCAAUCGAUCAAAAGCAUGCCGAUAUCACCCUCGAAAAUGCCCAAUGCACCUGUAUCGAUGCAGCAUGCUUUGGAGGCAUUUUUGGAUAGUGAUGAGGACCACGCAGACUUUGGCCCCUUUGUAACUGCGCCUGGUGCCACAGAGAAACGCGCUGAGUCAAGCGAUGCCGACAUACCAUCAUUAGCAGGGAGGUUCGCAGCCCCGACGUCGCCCUCUAUGGCCUCCGAGGAAAAUGAGGAGCCAUUCCCUUGGCUGUUUGAAACACUACGAAGGCAAAUGGAACAUGUCAAAUCACUACCUCUUGGCCCACAGCGCGAGGAGGAAGCGGCGCGUGUAGCUCUAGCUGUGCAACAAGCUCUAUUCCAAUAA